AUGAAUAUCAUUUUGUGUUUAAUUCUACAUUUGAAUUCAAUUUUAUGGGGUUUCAUUUAUUGUACCAAAUUUACUAAGUGGAAACAUAAAAUUACUAUUCUCGAACAUAUUAAUGCUAAUAAAGGAAUUGGUCAACCUACUACUACUACUACUACUACUACUACUACUACUACUACUACUACUACUACUACUACUACUACUACUACUACUACUACUACUACUACUACUACUACUACUACUACUACUACUACUACUACUACUACUACUACUACUACUACUACUACUACUACUACUACUACUACUACUACUACUACUACUACUACUACUACUACUACUACUACUACUACUACUACUACUACUACUACUACUACUACUACUACUACUACUACUACUACUACUACUACUACUACUACUACUACUACUACUACUACUACUACUACUACUACUACUACUACUACUACUAAAAUCUAUAUUCCAGAAAUAAAUAAAGUCUGA
Schistosoma turkestanicum is the source of this 495-nucleotide messenger RNA. Lineage: Eukaryota; Metazoa; Platyhelminthes; Trematoda; Strigeidida; Schistosomatidae. The record is from the annotation of a GenBank genome assembly.